This is a messenger RNA of Manis javanica (Malayan pangolin), 4433 nucleotides long. It is a transcript of the gene LANCL1, whose product is annotated as LanC like glutathione S-transferase 1. NCBI's taxonomy places the organism in Eukaryota, Metazoa, Chordata, Mammalia, Pholidota, Manidae. The record is from RefSeq and is a predicted model, not a curated record. Gene Ontology annotation, cellular component: plasma membrane. Gene Ontology annotation, biological process: carbohydrate metabolic process; peptide modification.
GCGUCGCUUCUCUGACGGUCCCAGCCUGCGGGGUGAGAGGCCGGGACCCGCUGGGCUUCAGUUACCUAGGCCCGCUGUUGCUUCAAAUCGUGGGAGUGGGAGCGUGGGGUGCAAAACGGAGCCCUUUCAUCGCGGCUCGCUUCCGGCGUCAUGGCUCAAAGGGCCUUUCCGAAUCCUUAUGCCGAUUAUAACAAAUCCCUGGCCGAAGCCUACUUUGAUUCUGCAGGGAGGCUGACUCCAGAGUUCUCACAGCGCUUGAACAAUAAGAUUCGAGAGCUUCUUCAGCAAAUGGAGAGAGGUCUAAAGUCGGCAGACCCACGGGAUAGCACUGCUUACACUGGCUGGGCAGGCAUUGCUGUGCUUUACUUACACCUCUACGAUGUAUUUGGGGACCCCGCCUACCUACAGAUGGCUCAUGGCUAUGUAAAGCAAAGCCUGAACUCUCUGAGCAAGCGCUCCAUCACCUUCCUUUGCGGGGAUGCAGGCCCCCUCGCAGUGGCCGCUGUGGUCUAUCACAAGAUGAACAAUGAGAAGCAGGCAGAAGAUUGCAUCACCCGGCUAAUUCACCUAAAUAAAGUUGAUCCCCAUGCUCCAAGUGAAAUGCUGUAUGGACGAAUGGGCUAUAUCUAUGCGCUUCUCUUUGUGAAUAAAAACUUUGGAGUGGAAAAGAUUCCUCAGAGCCAUAUUCAGCAGAUUUGUGAAACAGUAUUAACCUCUGGAGAACACCUAGCUAGAAAGAGAAACUUCACAGCAAAGAGUCCACUGAUGUAUGAAUGGUACCAAGAAUAUUAUGUGGGAGCUGCUCACGGCCUAGCAGGAAUUUAUUACUACCUGAUGCAGCCCAGCCUUCAAGUGAGCCAUGCAAAGUUACAUAGUUUGGUGAAGCCCAGUGUAGACUAUGUCUGCCAGCUGAAGUUCCCAUCUGGAAAUUACCCUCCUUGUAUAGAUGAUAAUCGAGAUCUGCUAGUCCACUGGUGCCAUGGUUCACCUGGCGUAAUCUACAUGCUUAUCCAGGCCUAUAAGGUGUUCAGAGAGGAGCGGUAUCUCAGGGAUGCCUAUCAAUCUGCUGAUCUGAUCUGGCAGUAUGGGUUGCUGAAGAAGGGGUACGGGCUGUGCCAUGGCUCGGCGGGGAAUGCCUAUGCCUUCUUGGUGCUGUACAACCUCACGCAGGAUAUGAAGUACCUGUACAGGGCCUGUAAGUUUGCUGAGUGGUGCUUAGAUUAUGGCGAACAUGGGUGCAGGACACCAGACACUCCUUUCUCACUCUUUGAAGGAAUGGCUGGAACAAUAUAUUUCCUGGCUGACCUCCUGGUGCCCACAAAAGCCAGGUUCCCUGCAUUUGAAUUAUAAAAGGAAAGUGUGCCUCCUGCAACCUGCUGCAUGGCUGUUGCUGUACAUCAUUCCUGGACUAAGUAUUUUCAUUGCUUUUCAAGGAAAUGCAGAGUCAAACUGUGUACUUGAAUUAGUUGCUUUUUUUUUUUUAGAAGUUGUCUUUUGUUCAGUUCCUUAGUUUUGUUUUAAAUAUCCAAGGAUAUCUUUUAACUUUAACUUCAGUUUCUUCCUAAAGGAAGGGUGGAUGAUUUGUACAGUAUUUUGAGGGUAUAUGUGUAUAUAUAUUUCAGAACUUGGAGGAAAUCUUACUCUUAUUUAGGCUAAUGAAUAUAACUGUUACUGCUCUAAAAAUGUUUAAAAGAAACUAAAUAUCCAGAAAGAAGAAUACAUUAUUGUUGUUGGAUAUGGCCCUCUACCUCUUUAGUAUUUUUCCUUCAAUAGGACAGUUUUAUGACUUUGCAUUUGUUGAGGUAGUUGAUGAUGAGGGGACAAAAAUAUAUGCUUCCAGGACAAAAAGUAGCAAGAGUUGCACCUUGGGCUCGGGACCGCACUACCCUUUUUCAAAUUCACAGUGCUUAUUUCAACUAGAGGUAAACAUACUUUCAAGUUUGCCUCUUUUUGGUAAUAAAGUGUCCAGGCUCUAUAUGCCAGUAUUUUUAUGAAAAACCUUCUAAAUGAAAUGAUGGUCGUUAAAAUUCUGAUUGGAAGGUUAGUUCAGAAUAAGCUAACAAAAAGAGUUUGUUUUCUCUAAAAUAAGCUGGUGUAUUUGGGACUGUUUGCUUUAAUUUUUUUUCUUAAAUUAAUGUAAGAUCAGGAAACAUAUUAUCUGUGUGUUAAUUUUAUUGUGGUGUAAGAUUUGAGUCCUCCCCUGUCCAUCUGAGUUCCCAAACUUUGACUUGUGUUUUACUUACUUAGACUUGGCAGUGACUUUGCUUUAGCACUGACUGUUUGGUACAAGCCAUAAGAUGCUCUCCUUUCUGUCAACCAAUGUGGAUAUUGGUCUUUCAACUAAAUAGUACAUGCUGUAUAAAAAGGGGCUGGGGUGCUAUACAAUGUAGUCAAUAACUUGGACAAAAACGCUGAACUUUUGAUAGAAGUGCUGUUUAUUUAGGAAGUAUCAUCCAGUGAUUGUGCCUAGGACAGAUGGAUCCUGUCUCUUUGCAUAGCCAAGGCUUACCAUUCAUCCCUUUCUGAGCCCUCAGUUCAUGAUGUAUUUAUGGUAGGUGAAGAAUUUCUGGUGCUUCAACUUCUGUACAAAUGUUUUGACUCAUCAGCUCCCACUCCUCCUUCGCUCGCUGCCUUUCACAGGCUUGUUUCAUCUUGUAUAUGUUUUGACUGAUUUUAGAAAAACUUGCAGCUUUAAAAACCAGUGUCCGAGAAUUUUAAAUCUGCCUAUUUUGUGGCUCUCUCAGUCACAAAAUCGGGCUAUUUUUAAUGGAACUUUGAACCAAAUCCCCACUGAGUACAUGUUGGCUCCCGUGGGUAGAAGUCUCCUAUUAUUUUCCACCUAACACCAAAAUAGCUAAUAUUAUUGGAAAUUGACCCUUCUAAAGGCUCCUGACAGUAGGAUAUAAAAAGCUGCCCACUGCUCAACUUUUAAGAUUAGCUUAUUCUUCUGUGACUUGUGCUAGUCGAGGACAACCUUGCGCCUCUCGGAUUUUGGAAGUACUGCUGGUAAGCUGUGUGCAGUCUGUGCCUUUCUCGUGAAUGUUCCAGAUCAACGGUGUUGGCAUUCACAGAAGAGCCAAUUUGCCUUGGGCAGGGUAUCCGACUUGAAAAAAUAAAACCCAUUUGGCUUAGUUAAAUGUCUUACUCUACUGCGCCUGUACUUUUAGCCACUAUAAUUACUAACCAAGGGAAAACGCAAAACACACUUUCUUUUAGCCAGAGGAGAUUUGAUCACAGGGCUUCUCCAAACAUCUUGAGUAAUUCAACCCCAGGAAGACUUCAGGGAAGGGAGCAGAGCAUUUGAAUAAGAUUCUUAAUAUUUGGGCUGCAGUUUAGCUGCUGUCAUCCAUUAACAAGUUCAUCAAUCUGAGCAUGAUGCACAUUUCAUUCUUCUUCAGCUUUUUAGGACUUAUUGAACUGGCAGGACUGUAUAUUUAUGCCAUUAUUUGUCUUAUUUAUGCUCAAGAGGCAAGUAAGUUUGUUGGGAUUCUAAACUUAAACGCUAGAAAAACUAAGACCAGUACCCUGACACCAUGAGUCAUGCAUGAACUGAAAGUUUCAUAUUAGAUUUCUUAGUUUUACAAAGAGGUAUCAUUUCAGUUCUAUUUCUGUUAUAUCAUUUUUCUCUCAGAAAUUUUUCUUUUCGCUAAAAAACCUUCCCAGUAGUUGCUUACUUCCCAGAAAACCCAAUAGCACCUCUUACUUCCAUGCAAAGACAAGGUAGUAAAACCAUAAACUCUUGUCAAGCAGUGUGCAGUUACCGUGUCAUGUGCUUCUGUUCCUGCAGCGAUGAGGAACUGCGGUAGUUAACGGUUCAUCACGUAACAAGUGUUAACGUUAUCACAACCAUUUCCAUCUUCCCCACGGGCUUUGGGCUCAUCCAAGUUGUCAAUCAAUAAUCCUUAGAGUCAUUUGGCUCCCUUUUCAUCUUUGAUGCCAGUUUCAGUCAUUUGGCAUCAAAAGCCUUCAUGGUAGGUAGAGUUUUAGGUAAAAGGGAUCCCAGGCCAUUUUCUGUCCUUAUUACCGCUUCCCAACGUGACUGAAUUGAGAGACAUAGUCUGCUCCUGUGUCCUCAGGUUAAUUUGUGUCUGAUCAUAGGAUGCCCUGCCUUUUCUAGCUGAUUUUAAAAUACAAAAUGUGAAGAGCGAACAUUAUUCAUCUCCUUUGGCUACUAGAACUCAUCUGUAGUCCGUUAUUGCUCACGCUGAUUCUACCUCUGCGUCCCCUGAAUAGGUCAGAGCGCCCCCUGUCGGUAUUGCUAAGCUGUAGAACUGUUUCUCUCAUACAGGUAUGAAAUAGUGUUGGGAAUAUUCGGGAAACCCACCCCGAUGUUAUAUUGCCAUUUAUUGGGAAGGGCUGGGUAUUAUGUAUUUCUGUGUUAUGUAAAAGAUUUGACUUACUAAUCCUCAAUAAAAUUUUAUUAGCACUAUAUA